AUGGUGCGCAAGAAGGCAGAGCAUCACGACGGACUUUUAGCCCCUUUAGAAGAGAUUGCAUUACACCAAGAAAACAUUGAGAGGAUAGAGUUUCUUCAAGAUUGGUGUCCUAAAUUGAAAAUACUUCUAUUACAAAGCAAUUUAAUUGCAAAAAUAGAAAACUUAAACAAACUUAAACAUCUUCAGUAUCUAAAUUUGGCACUCAAUAACAUAGAAAUUAUAGAGAAUUUAGACAGAUGUGAGUCUUUACAGAAAUUGGAUUUAACUCUCAAUUUCAUUGGAAACAUAGUAAGCGUCGAAUCUCUUGCUGGUAAUUAUAAUCUUCAAACUUUAUAUCUGACUGGAAAUCCCUGUACCGAUUACGAGAACUAUCGCGACUUCGUUGUAGGAACUUUACCACAACUUACCUCACUUGAUGGCCAAGAAAUCGACAGAUCUUCUCGCAUAACAUCUCUACAAAAUCUUCCUUUGAUAAGGUCAGAUAUUUUAUUCGAACAAGAGAAUUAUAUGUGUCAGCGACAGAAACAAAAAUUACGGCUUCAGAAUGACAUUGAAAAUAAAUGGGAAAAUGAAUUUAAAGACAUGGACCCGGAAGAGAGAAACAAAAAAUUUUGGUCAGAAAAAUCCGAGCAUGCACCUGAAGUUAGGUAUGAAAUAGAACGUAUGCGACAGUUAAAGUUAAAAGGCUACAAAACCGAGAAGGAGGAAGUGAAAUCGUCUUAUAAAUUAUUCGCUGCAGAUGGCCGACCUUUUAAUAUAAAUCAACCAAAAAUAGAAUUCUCAUUCAGCGACUUUGAACCUGACAAAUUUAUUUUAGAUUUGGCUGUAUAUAAACAUUUGGACAGUUCCAUACUGGAUGUCGACGUGCAACCCAAUUAUGUGCGAGUAACAAUAAAGGGCAAAAUUUUUCAGCUCCAUCUACCGGAAGAAGUUAAUACUACAAACUCAUCUGCUAAGCGUUCACAGACAACCGGCAACGUAGUAAUAACCAUGCCAAAAGCAAAUUAUGUUUUGAAAACACAGAUGGCGCCAAAGAAAAAUUUAGAAUUAGAAUCACAUCUUCACACGGAACACGAGGUUAAAUAUUGUCAUACAAAUACAGGACAAAGCAAAAGAGAAUUUUUGGAGAUUGGACCUGCUGAAAAUGUACUUGACUUUACUAAAAUGACUGAGCGAAAUAUAAAAUCGGCAUAUAUACAUUCCAAAAUAACGUUCCAGGAAAAGAAACCGUCAAAAGGCUUUAUCGACAAUCCAGAAGUCCCCAUGCUUGAGUAA
Molecule: messenger RNA, 1275 nt
Organism: Parnassius apollo (apollo)
Lineage: Eukaryota; Metazoa; Arthropoda; Insecta; Lepidoptera; Papilionidae
Source: the annotation of a GenBank genome assembly